Lolium rigidum is the source of this 590-nucleotide messenger RNA. Its product is annotated as stress-response A/B barrel domain-containing protein HS1-like. NCBI's taxonomy places the organism in Eukaryota, Viridiplantae, Streptophyta, Magnoliopsida, Poales, Poaceae. Gene Ontology annotation, biological process: pollen tube adhesion. The transcript has 2 exons. The coding region runs from base 80 to 421 and encodes 113 amino acids. The record is from RefSeq and is a predicted model, not a curated record.
UGUAUAAAGCGGUGGUCUCAGCAAGGCCACCAAGCAAGCUCUGUCGACGGUGCGGAAGCAAGCAAGAAAACCGACGACGAUGGCUGCGGCGGCCGGGAGCAGCGACGGCGUGGUGAAGCACCUUCUUCUCGCGCGGUUCAAGGAGGAGGUGACGCCGGAGCGGCUGGACGGGCUCAUCCGCCGAUACGCCGCGCUCGUCGACGCCGUCCCCUCCAUGAAGGCCUUCCACUGGGGAACCGAUGUGAGCAUAGAGAACAUGCAUCAGGGAUUCACCCACGUCUUCGAGUCCACUUUUGAAAGUACAGAGGGAGUCAAGGAGUACAUUGAACACCCUGCACAUGUAGAGUAUGCAAAUGAACUCUUGCCUUUAAUGGAGAAAGUCCUCGUAAUUGACUACAAGCCAGCAGCUGGCAAAGCAUAGCAUGUCUGGGAGCUUAUUUGUUCGGACUCUGUACUACUUGAUUGAGCUUGUGUUGGAAUUUUAUCUGUUAUGUAUCAGUUCUAUCUGUACCUUGUCCUAAAUAAGUCUUCCUGUAGUUCAAAUAAUAUUUCCUUAAUGAUUGAAAUAAUUUUGGAUAUUUUGUAUCAAA